AUGAGCGAAGACCAAGACUCAGAUUCAGCAACAACCGAGUACCAGUUUGUAUUCGGUACAGACCAGCCAGGCGCCCGCAGCCAUGCGAUGCGACAGUUCUGGAGGCGGAGGCACCAUGCCCUCCAAAGUUCCCCCCAGACAACUCGACCUCAGCUUAGGACACUACUUCCGAAGGACUAUAGCUCAGAGAGCACAGGAUAUCAGCAGGAUGCAUCACAAGGUCAGACCCCCGAUCCACCAGAGGGUGAAGGUCAACCAAGCUCCGCCAACGCGAGAAUUCCAGCUUCAAACGAGCACUGGCAGGAGUCCUCGAUCGUUCAAGGGCCGGGCCCCAGAUUCCCGAUAGAUCUGUCCGCGAAAGACCAAGAAAUCUUCUCUUCCUGGCUCGAUCUACAUGCUAGUUUUGGCCCCGGCUUGUCACAGAGUACCGGAUUUGACCCCGUACGUGAUGUCUGGUUGCCUUUGGAUCUAUCCAAUAGUGCCUCGUUUUGCGCCCUGAUGGCUCAUGCGGCAGCUCAUGUCGCCCACCGUCAAGGUCAGACAAAGUCGAUAGAAUCAGAAAAGUUCAGGACCCUGGCUGUGGGCAUCAUCGCGAAAUGGCUGGCCGAUGAAAGAAGAUCGACACAGGAUGACACGAUUACGGCUAUUGCACGCCUCCUAAUGUUCGAGCUGAGUUCACCGUCUACGAACCAGAAAUACUGGGCCAUCGAUGACCAAUGGCGUGCCCAUAAAAAUGGCCUUGUCAGCGUUAUCAAUGCAAGGGGUGGGGUAGAGAGUUUUCGGUCAAGCUGGCGUCUUCAUAUGGUUCUCUUCCUGGCGUUCUCUCUGGCAGAGCCGUCAAGAAGUUCAUCCCCAGCGCAUGUCUGGGAAAUCUCAGAAUACUUUGUCCCCGCUACCGUGCAUCCAGCAUUCGAACUUCGACUACACCAGGGUAACCCAAAGGCCUCCCAAGGGCUGAUCGCCUACCCUGAUAUCCACGAAACGAUAACAUUUCUGGCGAGUUCCUCAAACUUAUCGGCAGACGCAUCGCCGAAUGUCCAAGAUCACACACUCCUCUGCUUGUUUAUACUUGCUGUGAUAUUUCAAGAGUCACUCUACUCAUCAUCGCCAGAAUUUGGUCACUCCUUCACCGACAAGUUGCCAGUACUAAACGAAGCUCUGUCUAAGAGCAAGACUAUUUGGAAACGCUCCUCGCAGGAGCUAUAUGAGUUUCUGAUGGAGGAUCAUUUCAAUCUCCUGCUCAGCCCCUCAGCUCGCAGCUUCAUCACAAAGGUGGCCCAAAACCUGGUAUAUUUGAACGAGUCCGCACAGGCAGCUGUCGCAAAAUGCCUUCUCAAUAAACUUCUCUGGCAGAGCCAAGACGUGAAGGUUGAUUCACAUCUCCAAAGUGAUGGAACGCGUUCAAUAUAA
This is a messenger RNA of Aspergillus tubingensis, 1410 nucleotides long. RefSeq lists its product as uncharacterized. NCBI's taxonomy places the organism in Eukaryota, Fungi, Ascomycota, Eurotiomycetes, Eurotiales, Aspergillaceae. The transcript has 4 exons. The coding region runs from base 1 to 1410 and encodes 469 amino acids. The record is from RefSeq and is a predicted model, not a curated record.